AUGCGGCUGAUGACCGUCGUCCAUUCCUUCUUCUUAUUCCCGUCGACGAAAAGUUCAUCCCGCGCAAAUCAUCUUUUGAGAAAAUUCUGCAACUCGAGUAAAAUGAUACACACCUUCGAUUUUGAAGUUUUUGGAAAAGUCCAAGGAGUUUUCUUCCGGAAGUACACAAAGCUGGAAGCAGACAAGCUAAACAUAAAGGGUCAUGUCAUGAACACAGAAAGGAACACAGUGGUAGGAAAAGCAGAAAGUGAUAAGAAAGAAUCCCUGGAGCAGUUUAAGAAUUUCCUCAAAAAUAUCGGUAGCCCAUCGUCCAGAAUUGACGAAUGUUUAAUAACGAAUGAGAAGACGCUCGAGGGGUUUUCGAGUACCGAUUUUGUUAUAAGGCGAUAA
This is a messenger RNA of Plasmodium fragile, 390 nucleotides long. RefSeq lists its product as uncharacterized. The coding region runs from base 1 to 390 and encodes 129 amino acids. The record is from RefSeq and is a predicted model, not a curated record. The transcript is spliced from 2 exons. NCBI's taxonomy places the organism in Eukaryota, Apicomplexa, Aconoidasida, Haemosporida, Plasmodiidae. Gene Ontology annotation, molecular function: acylphosphatase activity.